This is a messenger RNA of Etheostoma spectabile (orangethroat darter), 3392 nucleotides long. RefSeq names its product calcium modulating ligand (gene camlg). The coding region runs from base 154 to 1032 and encodes 292 amino acids. NCBI's taxonomy places the organism in Eukaryota, Metazoa, Chordata, Actinopteri, Perciformes, Percidae. Gene Ontology annotation, cellular component: GET complex. The transcript has 4 exons. The record is from RefSeq and is a predicted model, not a curated record. Gene Ontology annotation, biological process: tail-anchored membrane protein insertion into ER membrane.
AUUGUGCGUUGUCCCUCCUCACACAGACGCUCGGUCCCUUCCGUCAUGUGUACUGUUUAAUUCAGUGGUCUGGGGCGUUUGUGUUGCUAUUGUAAUCGUUAUUUCUUUAUGUAUCGAGACUGUACUAUUUAGUCGACGCUAAUUUAUUUCAACAUGGAGUCCGCGGAUGCCGGCGCGGGAGAGAAGGCAGCUUGUCUGUCGGCGGCGCAGAGGAGGGCAGAGAUCCGGAGGAGAAAACUGCUCAUGAAUUCAGAGGACAGGAUGAAUAGAAUCGUGGGCUACACUAAAAACGAGUCUGAAAUCAACGCUGGAACGCUCCUCCGCCCCGCGGAACCCCGCUUCCACCUCGACCUUGACAGGACAGAGCCAUGGUCAUCAGCCUCAUCUUCUUCGAGACCGUCUCCCUUCCUGCCAGAGGCUUCGGGGCUUGUCAGCCGCUCCCACGGUGCCACCCCAGAGAGGGGGGGCUCACCCAUGCCCGACUGCAGUGAGCCACUGGCAGGCUUUCUGGAAGACAACAUUGGUUCCAUCCAACAGAGACCGAGGGGGGAGCGGGCAUCAGAUGAACUCAGCGGAUCCCCACGUCCAGGCCUCCAGAAGUACCUGUCCCGUUUUGACGAUGCCAUGAAACUGCGGGGUCAGCUGGCCAAUGAGAAGCCGGCCCAGGACGGAGGAGGGUCUGACACAGAGGAGUUUGAUCCCUUCAGAAUCUUCCGCCUCACCGGCAGCAUCCUCCUCGCUGUUUUUGUCAGGGUUUUUGUCUGCACGUUUCUGUCAAUAUUUGCUCCAUUUCUGACCCUGGAACUGGCCUACAUGGGGUUGUCCAAAUAUUUUCCAAAGGUAGAGAAGAAGGCCCAGACCACUGUGCUGACCGCUGCCCUGUUGCUGUCCGGCAUCCCCGCUGAGGUCAUCAACCGCUCCAUGGACACCUACAGGAGGAUGAGUGACGUCUUUGCCGACCUAUGUGUUUACUUCUUCACCUUUAUCCUCUCGCACGAGUUUCUGCUGCUCAUUGGAUCAGAGACUCCGUGAUGGACCAGGAAGUUCUCAGUAAACCUGCACGCCCCUUCUUGUGUCCCCUCCCUCUGUCUACCAUAGCAAGAAGGCAUGGUCAUUUACAUUGGCUGACGUGGGUUUAUUGUUGACAGUCUGGAAUCUCAUAUCCUUACUGCCUUAUGAUCAGGGUCUCUACAUGUAAGGGUCCAGUGUUUGUUACAGAUCUGUCAUUUGCUCUGGACUGAACCUGAGAAACAGAAAGUCACGAUGUGUUUGCUUGUGCCCAGAGUGUACCGUUUAAUUUAUUGUGCUGAUUGAUGCUCAUUUGUCAGGUCUAGCACAGCAAAUGGUAAAUGUUAGUCUGGCAGUCACAGAUUCCACUUAUCUUAUGAAUGGGAAACACUGGAGUCCCUUAAGGCCUGGAUGAUAUUUCUCUAACUGACAUCAUUAAUAUAAAAAAUUCUGAUAUGCAAAUGUAUUCCAAAUCCAAGUUAAACCAAUAGAGGGCAGCAAAUAUAUGGCUCUCAGCCGCUGUUAAGUUCUUUAAAACAAAAUGUUUGCGUGGAAUUAUAAAUCACCUUAAAGUCAGAUUAGGUCACUUUCGUGACACAGCGGCCUCUGUGGCCACCAGCAGUGAUUUUGUGUGCAAGUUAAAUGCUAAAAUGUAGUGCAACAGUAGCACAGGUUAGAGAAAACAUACGGCAGCGAACUGACUCAGUAAAGACAUUAGCUGCAAAGUCCCUGGGUGUAUUGAAUUGAUAAACACUGUUUUAUUGUUUAUGAAGUCAUAAUUUCAUCUGUAAGAAGAAGAAGAAUGUGUUAUUUGUUCUUUGAAAAUGGCAUAGUCUUGUUUUAUAUAACAGAUUUACUAAAAGCUGGUAGAGAAUAAUAAUGUCGUGGGUCCUUCUAUAUCCUAAUAAACUCCCUAGAUGGGCCAUAAGCUGGGUAGGGUUUUAUUCUCAGCUAAUGUGAUGCUGACUCCUCAGCUUUGGAGGUAGUUGAUCUCCCAAUAUCUUCAAAGAAUAACACACUUGAACUAUAUAGGUAUCAUUUACUUUCAGUUAUUUCAAACUUAUACAGCACUAUGAAAUAUCUUUUUUGCAUAUGAGUCAGCCCUACAGUGCGUCAGGCAGAGAAACUAACCUUCACAUAACUGUGAUAGCCUGCUGAAUAACUGCAACCUUUUAGGCUAAAGCUUCAUACAUUUAGUAAAAAAUCCACUUUGUGUGAGGAGGUGUAUUAGGGCACUUGAUCAGUUAACAUAAACAGUCAACAGAAUUAAGCAGAAAGCUUAAGACUGACAGAGGCAAGGGUCCCCCCCCCCCCAUUAAAAAAACAAAAAUGUGUUUUAUUAGUUUAUGACUUUACUCUCAGGAUUCUGAUUUUUUUUUUUUCUUGAUUUCUGUGAAUGAACUCAAAAGACCCGAAAAUAGUUUUCACACAUGGCCCUCUUCUCUGCCAUAUAUACGUCAGCUAGCGAGAAAAGUUGAUGUUUGGAUACAGGAAAUAAACAAGUAUGAAUUGAGGACAAAUUACAUAUUUUUCUGGAUCACCUCAAAUGUAAAGCUUGUUAUUUUUAGUUCACAAAGCAUCAGGGACAGUUACACACAUGGCCCUCCAGCCUUAUGUUAGUGGUAGAUUUAAAAGAAAGUUAUAGUUUAGAAGUAUUUAACAGUAUCCAGUUCCUGAUGAUUUUAGUUUGUGUCUUAAGAACUCAAACUCCCCUUUUAAUGGAUAUAUGUGUUUGUGAUGUGUCAGAUUUCCUCAUAGGCAGUGCUUUAAGUCAUAUUUUCUGUUGCGGUCUGUAAUCCAGUGUUCAGAAGGCGGACCCAUUUUACAAACAAGUUUUUUCCCUCGUUUUAAGUUGUAAAGUCAGAAGAAGCAUGUAGUACUUGAAUGUAGAGGGUGUUAUUUUGCACGGCUAUGAGUUAAAAAAUGCAGUAAACUUUAUACAGUAUAAGUACGUAACAAAACGUUUGAUUGAUGAGAAUCUUUUUGGUUUUACUGGAAAGUACUAUUGCUGCAAAUGUAUGUGGGGCAGUGGGAGUUUUUAUGCUUCUUGUAUUAAGUAAUUCUGGUGACAUGUUCUGCAUUCAUAAAUACUUCAUAUAUACUCUCUACUACGUCUUUGCUGUAAUGUCUUCUUUCUAUACUUAUUACAUCCAAAUUAAUUUAUUGAUGUGAAUUUCUUUUUUCCCAUGUAAAUAAAUUAGUGUGAUUUAUCCUACGACUUGUCUGACUUACUUUAUUGUUUUUGAUAAUGUUUAAAGCAUAACUCUUACAGUAUCUUACUACACAGUAACAAAUUCAGUGUUGACAUGAGCUCUCAUUAAAAAUAUUCGCAAUAAUAGAUGACUGGUCAAAUUCUACCAAAUAAAUACUACUUCUUUGACAUA